Messenger RNA from Pristis pectinata (smalltooth sawfish), 3178 nucleotides. RefSeq names its product NALCN channel auxiliary factor 1 (gene nalf1b). Gene Ontology annotation, molecular function: stretch-activated, monoatomic cation-selective, calcium channel activity. The record is from RefSeq and is a predicted model, not a curated record. Gene Ontology annotation, biological process: calcium ion import across plasma membrane. The coding region runs from base 21 to 1220 and encodes 399 amino acids. Gene Ontology annotation, cellular component: plasma membrane. The transcript has 3 exons. NCBI's taxonomy places the organism in Eukaryota, Metazoa, Chordata, Chondrichthyes, Rhinopristiformes, Pristidae.
GAGCUGCACUUGCCCACAAUAUGACCAAGGGCGCUUGGAUGUGUCGGCAACAAGAUAACGGAUUAAAAAUCUGGUAUGUCCCCCGACAGAACGACAAACCCUGCACGGAUUCAGAACGGGCCCAGAAAUGGCGACUGUCCUUAGCAUCUCUGUUGUUUUUUACGGUCCUUCUAUCUGAUCACUUGUGGCUGUGUGCGGAGGCGAAUCUGACCAGAAGCAGGGACCAGCAGCAGAACACUUCAGCAGAGCCGACGGGGGGGAAUCAUUCACUUUCCCCCAUAUUCUCCAGAGCUGAUCAGGCAAGGAGCACCAUCAGCAGUGAGAAACGUGCUUUUUUUCUAGGUAAUGCCACUACCAGACCUAUCUGCCAACUGGAACCGUGUUCCUCACAUUAUCUCUCUGAGCAGUGUGUAAGUAUUGAAGAUGCUGAGUCUGUCUGCGGCAGCGUGAGUGAGCAAGCGAGCGAUGGAUCCCCACCGCCGUCGUUCAACAAUUUCCACCUUCCCUUUUGUGAAUCUUACACCCUUUCGGAACUGUUCGCCGGGAUGUCGAGACCAGAGGGCUCGAACUGCGACCUGAGCCUUGUGCAGGACGGCGAUGCCACAGUUUGCGUUCAGUGCGUUGAGAUUUAUCAGCGGUUAGACCAACAUGCCCAAGAAAAAUACGAAGAGUUCCAGAGCUUGUUUCAGAAGUAUUUGCAGUCGGGAGAAUACUCUGUGAAAAGUUGCAUCGAUGACUGCAAGACUGUCUACAAAGCCUGGUUGUGUUCCCAAUACUUUGAGGCCUCACAGUUUCACUGUAGUUCCAGAAUUCCGUGCAAGCAGUAUUGUUCAGAGGUCCAGACCAGGUGUCCGUUUGUUUUACCAGACAAUAAGGACCUUGUCUAUGGUGGAUUGCCAAGUUUCCUCUGUGCAGGGCUGCCCAACAAUCAUCCAACCAAUGCUGAUCCAGAAUGCUGUGAUGUCAGAUGGGAGACCCAUAAUGCAGCUUCAAAUAAACAAUCCAAAGGAGCAAGAGGAACAACCAAGCCAGUAUUGUGUCACAGAUCAUCGCUGACUUCGUCAGCAGCAUCAAGACUGUGUAACACUAGACUCAAACUGUGUGUUCUGGUACUCAUUCUGUUACAUACCGUAGUGACAGUGUCUGCAACACAGACUAGUACUGGAUUGGGCUCUGGAGGGCUGGCUGCUUGGGAAGAUAACUCAACCAAUGAUGAAUAGGAACUUGCGUUGAUUUUUGAUUUCCACACUGCAGACCCUAUGUUCAAAGGAUCGUGGUUGAAACUGACAGAAAUUGGAUCUGUUGACCUCUAAAUCACACAUUGCCAGAUCACCUGGGUGACUGAAGUAAACAUGUGAGAUAAACUCAUAUCAAGAAAGUUACAAACAGAUUUUACAGAUUGAAAGACUGCAACACAAGACUAAAGACCAUGCCAUUUUAUACAAGUGUUUUAAUGUUUAGACUUUUCCUUUGUUGAACUAGUUACUACAGACCUUUGGGUUCCUGGAACAGUUUCUCUAUACUAAAUUCUGUCUGUAUUUCUAGUCAUAGUGUGCCUCCAUCCAGUAGUUCUUCUCCUGUUACAUUCUAUAGGUUUACAGUAAGGCAAAAAACUGCUACACCAACAUAACACAGCAGAUAUUAACUUCCUUUCUCCCAUGCAAAUUCUUUGUUCUUGUUUCAUGUCAAGCAUUCACAAAUUGGUCUGUUCUACUCAAUAUUAAGUGAAAAGAUCAAACCAAUCCAUAUUCCAUGCAAUAUAUAUCUGGCUCUAUCACUGUUCACUACCCAGUUGAAUGGAACAAAGGAAGCCAGGGGAUACAAGGCUUCCUCCUAAGUCAGUCAAGCUGAAUUUUGUGCUUUUUUCAGCUGUGAAGAUGUCACUGAAUCAUUAACAGUUUCUUGAACUUUAAGAAAUAUUUAGUCCAGUUCCGAUGCCAGGAUCAGCAAUCAUAUAAUACAAAACAAAUUAUGUAAGCCACUUAAUUGCAUAACCCUCAAAUAAUGUGCCAGCUGGAUUCUUUCUGCUAUCAUAGGAUAAAUAAUUCUCUUGCUAGAAAUUAAUGAAAAUUAGAGCUCUAUGGAUCAUAUUAAUUUAACUGAAGAUAAAAUGGUGAGCACUUCACUAGGUAGCUGAUGAAAAUACCUGAAGGCCAACUGAUGCUUCAAUCAUCAAAAUUAAAACAAUACUAUUAACUUGUCAGUGCAUAUUGUGUUCACAAAUUUAGCUGCUACAAGUAAUUGUCUUUGGAAGCCAAAUACUUAUUCCACAUAUAAAUCUCUACAAUUUUUUUCAUUGUCAAUGUCAUAUAACAAGGAUACAAACUGCAUAUUUUUAGUUUGGUUAUAAUUUGAAGCAAAAUGCAAGAAACUAACAUUUAUUUUUCAUUUGAUGAUCCAAUAAACAGGUCUUUAUGUUUAAAGGUUAAAGGAUUUUCCUUAUAGUUUUUUAGCCACUUUUCCAUGGAGUAGCACUUAACAAAAAAAUGACUGACUAUGGUUAGAGUUCAAUUGUGUCCUCUGACCCAAGGUAACUGUUGAAAAAGCAUAUAAGUAAUUCAAUACAGGUCAUUGUACACUAGAAGACAUAUGAUCAAACCUUGUUCUAUGGUUCUAUGGUAAACCCUACUCUGUACAAGGAUCCACAUAUGAGAGAAACCUUGAACACCCUGACUUGUGAGUAUAGCUAAUUAUCAUGCAUAUCACCCCUUUUCAAAAUGUGACCUUUGUUGUUUGAUUUUUGCAGUUAGAUUUGGGGCAUUUACCAAUGAAACUCCACAACUUGGUGUUACCAGUGUCAGAAAAUUGGCUUUUCUAUUGGUAUUAGCCCAGUUCACUUCUAAUUUACUAUUUAGUUUUGAUCCCUACUUUAUUUAGAUUCUUUAUCAUCCCUUUGCCUUAACCAGUGACUAAAAGGGGUGAAGGUUGUGUAAUGGCAUCGCACUGCAAACACUGAAACACCAGGAAGGGUGAAUUUUAUAUCUUCACAGAUGGAUGCAAAGUCACGGAUUAACUGGUUAAGUUUCCUAAUUAAUUUCUGACCACAAUAGAAAUAUUUCUCCUGUUGUUGCCGGAGAUUCUUGAAUAAAAGUGUUUUUCUUUUUUUUUCAAGUAUCCAUUCUUUCUGACAACAGAGAUCAACGAUAAUAGAAGUCAAUACGCCUUUGUUUCUUCUUCA